UGCUAGAAAAAUGUAUUGUUCGUGUGAUAAGUUGAUGACACAUAUUUCACUUGUUUUGACCGCAUUCCUGCUGUUUUAUUUCAUCUGCCUGCCACCCCAUCUCAAUCAAGUGGAAGCCUCGGCCGAGGAUGAAGCUGUUGCAAAAUGGGCCAGUCAAUUUGGUGACGAACUGUGGGAGCUCGCCCAGAUAAUGACCAAAUCAAAAGAAAUUAAAGCGAAAUACAAAGAAUACAAUGCCCGUGUGGAGUUCAAAAAUGGCAAAGAGCUGAUACAAUCGAUAACGAAAAAUGUAGGCCGGAUGUUGGCCCGCAAGAUGGAGGCUGUGCGCUGUAUCAUGGAAAUGGCCGAGAGGGAAUAUGAAAAUUUUGUAUUUAACGAAACAGAGGCUGAGAAUUUCACAUAUUAUUCGAGUAAAUUUUCGAAAUUUGAAAAUCAUAGUUCGGAGGAGCUGAUUGGAGCCUUGGCAGAGACAAAUGCCAAUAUGUACAAAGAUUUUGAAUUGAAUCCAGAUACACAUUUCUAUAAUAUUUCAGUGGAUACGGAACAUAGUGCGGUGCAUGUGCCGUCGAAUGUUUAUGAUAAACAUCCCCCUGUUCUGGAGGCAAUUAUGUGGACUGAGGCCUUGGAUGAGAUUUUUAGGCAAAACUACAAAUCCGAUCCGGCCUUGUCCUGGCAAUAUUUUGGUUCGGAUACGGGUAUUUUAAGACAUUUUCCUGCCAUACAAUGGGAUGAAUCGGAUGAGGAUAGCAAUGCUGAUAUCUAUGAUUGCCGCAAGCGGUCCUGGUAUAUUGAAACGGCCACCUGUUCCAAGGAUAUUGUAAUUCUCUUGGAUAACUCAGGGUCCAUGGUGGGCUUCCCGCAGCAUGUGGCGAAAUUUACAAUACGCAGCAUUUUGGAUACCUUCUCCAAUAAUGAUUUCUUUACGAUUUUCAAUUACUCCGCUACGGUGGAUGAUGUUAUACCCUGUUUCAAGGAUGCCCUGGUCCAGGCAACCCCGGAAAAUAUUCGUGUUUUUAAUCAUGCCAUAAGCAAAUUAAAACCCACGGGAUAUGCAAAUCUGACAAUAGCAUAUACCAAGGCCUUUGAAUUGCUUAAAGAGUACUACAUAAAACGUGACUGCAACACGACCCACAAAUGUAAUCAGGCCAUUAUGGUGGUCACAGAUGGUGUGGCUGGCAAUACCACAGAAGUUUUUGAAACCUAUAACUGGGGUGAUGGUGAAAAUGGCACAAUGAGUAUGAAUGUUCGAAUAUUUACCUAUCUUCUGGGCAAGGAGGUUACCAAAGUCGAAGAAAUACAAUGGAUGGCAUGUUUAAAUCGAGGGUAUUAUUCUCACGUUCAGACACUGGAUGAGGUCCAAGAUGAAUCGUUGAAAUAUGUAGAUGUCAUAGCAACACCUCUGGUACUGCAAGAUGUCGAUCAUCCGCCAACGUGGACCCAUGCAUUUACGGAUAAAACGUAUAAACCCGAGGGAAAUUCUACAAAUGCCCGUCUAAUGAUCGCAGUGGGUGUACCGGCCUUUGAUCGUUCCUAUUUGAAACCGAAUUCAACGAAAAAGGCUCGACUAUUGGGUGUUGCUGGCACCGAUGUCCCAGUGGAGGAUAUUGAUAAGCUGACUUUACCAUAUAAGCUGGGUGUAAAUGGUUAUUCAUUUGUGGUCUCUAAUAAUGGUUAUGUGCUGCUGCAUCCCGAUCUAAGGCCUAUUGGGUACAACGGAGUCAUGAAUCCCAAUUACAAUAGCAUCGAUUUCACCGAGGUGGAACAACUUUCUGAAGAUGAUAUACCACGUGAACCGGGUCCCUUGAUUUUAAAAUUACGUGAACGUUUGGUGCACAAUGAAACAGGAGAACUCAUAGGCAUCAGCGUUAAAAUGCAUUAUGAUAAAAUGCGUCGUGUCAUCGAUCAGCAGCAAGAUUAUUUCUUUGCUCCCCUCCCCAAUACCCCCUUUAGUUUGGGAAUUGUCCUGCCCAGUACCUAUGGCAAGACGUGGAUUAAAGUCGGCGAUGAAGUUUUAAAAAAUAUUCAUAUGAAAGUGAAUAUAUCGGAUUUCUUUACGGGCGACAAUUGGAAAGUGCAUCCCGAUUGGGUCUAUUGUAAAUAUCAUUAUUUGGAGGGGCAUGAAUUUAAAACGCCCGAAGAUGAGCUGCGACAUUUUUUGAAGAAAAUGGUCCAACCCGAUUGGGGUUGGUAUGAACAGUAUGAGGAUGAUGUGGAUAGUGAGGGGAAUGGAAACUGCAGCCGCACCAAUCUGGAUGAGGAUGCUUAUUAUUGCAAUAAGGAGCUGGUCCAGUUGCUAAUUUUCGAUGCCAAGGUGACCUAUUCCAGUUAUGGGGUUUGGAAAUUUAAAAACGAUGAAGAACGUGCCCUGAUCGAACGUUUUGGGGCCAGUCAACGUUUUGUGGCCACAAUGAGCGGUCUAACUCGCUGGCAAUUUAUCUAUGCCGAAGAGGAAAAUAAUAAUGAUCGGGAAUUUGGUGAUUAUCAUACAAAGGCCAUUGAUGAGACCUGGUAUCGUAGUGCCAUUUUGCAACAUCACUCAGAGCUAACGGAAACCUUUGUCUAUUCGGUCAAACAUGCUGCCGAUCCUCAGGAGCACAAACAGCUACAGGUAAUGGCUUCACAUGCCAUAUUCCCCAGGGAUGGUGGCAAAGAGGCCCCAGCCUGUGUGGUGGGUUUUCAAUUCUCCUAUGCCCUGAUGUAUGAGAGAUUCUACAAUAUCACGAGUAUGGAUAAUUGCAAUGGCUGCAUAAAGACCUGCAACAGCGAUGAAAAGGAAUGCUAUGUCAUUGACAAUAAUGGCUAUAUAAUAUUGGCCCAUAACCCCAACCACACGGGUAUCUUCUUUGGGGAAUAUCAUGCCGAAAUUAUGCAGGCCAUGGUGGAUGCAAACUAUUUUAAGGAGAUUAUUGUCUAUGACUAUCAAUCACUGUGUCCGAAUAGCACAGAUCGAUUCAAUGAUGCCAAUACCAUGCUACAUCCCCUGCAACUGCUGAGCAUGGCCUGGAAAUGGUUGGUGGCCAAGGUGUUUUGGCAUUACAGUCGCAUACAAAUGUGGGCCCAGGGAGCACCAUAUCUCGAUUACAGCGACAAUGUAGAAGAUGACUACAGCGGCCUAAAUGAACCCUAUGUAGAGGUAAAACCCAAGAGUGAAAGUGAUGGCGAAGAAAAGGAACACAUUUUCCAUGAACCCCCACCAGAACCAGUCUAUGUACCAUGCGAUAAGAAAGUGCGCCUCUUCACCUUAGACCCCGUGGAGGUACAAAAGGAACGUGAUUUUACACAUUUACCCAAUAGCCGACCUUUCCACGUCAAGAAAAUACCCAAUUCCAAUCUGCUGCUAAUAGUUAUAGAUGUGCUGAAACCCUCAAAGGGUAACAUUGAUUUAUCAGUUGAACCCACCAUGGUGGUAUAUGAUACGGAAUUUCCCUGCUAUAAAUUGAAUAUGAGUUUCUAUGAACGGCGCCGCAUCGAGGAAUGUUUUACGGAGGAUGAAAAUGAGGCCCUUUAUACCUAUUGUGGAGAUGCUUCAUCAAUUACCUUUAGCAUGAUCCUCAUGACCAUAGGAAUGACAAUUGUAUUAAUGGUGCGUUUGUUGCAGGCCUAA
Musca vetustissima is the source of this 3604-nucleotide messenger RNA. RefSeq names its product voltage-dependent calcium channel subunit alpha-2/delta-3 (gene Ca-Ma2d). The transcript has 13 exons. Lineage: Eukaryota; Metazoa; Arthropoda; Insecta; Diptera; Muscidae. The record is from RefSeq and is a predicted model, not a curated record. Gene Ontology annotation, molecular function: voltage-gated calcium channel activity. Bases 11 to 3604 code for a protein of 1197 amino acids. Gene Ontology annotation, cellular component: voltage-gated calcium channel complex.